AUGGAUCUCACACCCGAGGAGCUCGGGGACUGGUACAUGAAGCUGCAGGAAGUCGGCCAUGUGCACAACAUCAACAUUGUCACGCCAGAGCAUGUUGUUCCGCAAGUGGCGUUGAGCAUUCUUCAUGCAAAGCAUUUGGGGCUGCGAGUUCCGAUUGUGUACAAUACCUCAAGCUUUGAUUCACUUGCGUCUUUGGAGUUGAUGGACGGGCUCGUCGACAUUUACCUGGCCGAUUUCAAGGUGUGGGAGACUAGCACGUCCAAGCGGCUGCUCAAGGCACAUGACUAUGCCAGUACCGCCAGAGAAAGCAUCUUAGCCAUGCAUGCUCAGGUGGGCGAUCUGUGCUUUACCGCAGAUGGAAUUGCAAAGAAGGGUCUGUUGAUCCGACAUCUAGUAAUGCCAGGAAAGGAGGCUGAAGGCACCGAGAUCAUGAAGUGGCUAGCGACGGAAGUUUCGACAGACUGCUUUGUCAAUAUCAUGGAGCAAUAUCGCCCUGAUGCCCACGUGGGUAAGCGGAGGCGCAAGUCGAGCGGAGGAGGUGAAGACGACAUCCGGUACGGCGACUUGAAUCGUGCCGUGACUGGCGAGGAAGUCUCCGUGGUACGAGGGGCCGCAAACAAGGCCGGGCUUUGGAGAUUCAAUGAUCCCCCAAAGCAUGACGGUUUUGCCAUUUAG
This is a messenger RNA of Pochonia chlamydosporia 170, 675 nucleotides long. RefSeq names its product pyruvate formate lyase activating enzyme. Bases 1 to 675 code for a protein of 224 amino acids. The transcript has a single exon. NCBI's taxonomy places the organism in Eukaryota, Fungi, Ascomycota, Sordariomycetes, Hypocreales, Clavicipitaceae. The record is from RefSeq and is a predicted model, not a curated record.